AGAAACAGAAAUAACUGUUGACUAGAGUGUGAUAUGUGCUUCUGUCAUGACUUCCUCUUCGUUUCUGAUCUCAUACUUGGUCAUUCUGCCGUCUGCUGUCGGUCGUGUUGCAGUCAGAGCUUCGGUCUUGGUUUGGUUUCCAGUUCAUUCCUGACAUUAAACGCAACUCUGAGAAACUUGUGGAAGCAGCCGGCGUCAAGUGUUGAUCAAGAACCGAAGACAUGUGGUCUUCAGGAAGUCUGUCUCUGCUGCUGUUUCCGCUUCUGUCCUGUUUUCUCCUGCAGGACCCCUCACUGGCUUUUUCUCUAAAAAACUGCACAAUUUUCUAUUCUGAAAAUGUAAAUAACGUGUGGGUUACAUGCAAAGACCGUGAGCUAACCAUUAUUCCGGACGACAUUCCCAGAAAUGCGUUAUCCCUGGAUGUCUCCUUGAACCUCUUUGUGCAGAUCACCAGGACAGAUUUUAGAGGUUUGGCGAAAAUUAAAUCCUUAGAUGUUCAACGCAAUGUGAUUUCCCACAUUGACGGUGGAGCUUUUGCAGACUUGGCAGAGUUACUGAUUCUCAUCAUGAAUGACAAUAAACUCACAAACAUAACAGACAACAUGUUUCAGGGUCUGUCCAAGUUAGCGACGCUGGUUCUGAACAGCAAUCAGAUCUCAUUCAUCUCCCCUGUGGCUUUCCAGUCCCUUGUCAGUUUAAAGUGGGUAGAACUGGGCUCCAAUCACCUACAUCAAGUUACAGACAUUGUUCCGCUCUUGAAACUACCAAUGAUAGAAAUCUUAUCUCUUAAUUAUAACAAGUUAACCUCUUUUCAGUCUGACGACUUGCCUUUAAAUAUCUCAAAUGUCAGGUCCCUGAGUCUAAGUCUGAAUCCACUGACGAAGUUCAGCAUCACAACAGACGUCUUUCCUUAUCUGCAGUCUCUGGACGUCAGCGGGUGCAGCAACAUGGAGUGGAAGGUAGAAAACAAGACCUUUCUGAGGAGUUUGACUAGUUUGUUCUUCAGUGGAACUUAUAUGAGCUUCGACACAUACAGAGAGAUGCUGCAGACAGCUGACUCGCUACAAAAACUUGUCCUGCUAAACCUGAAAGAGUGGAUAGACGGUCUCGUAGACAAUGCCUGCAAGAUCCCGUCUCUAAGAUCUCUUGACGUAGCGGUUUGCCAAAUUGAAACCAUAGACGAUAACCUGCUGCGGUCUUGUUCUCAGCUCACUGAGCUCAUUUUGUCUUCUAACAGUUUGUCUGAGAUGUCUGAGCAUUCCCUCCAAUCAUUGACGCAGCUCAGCCUCCUGCAGCUGCACGGCAAUUACCUGUCUAAAGUUCCUCGUGCACUCCGAGGACUCUCCACACUGGAUGUCCUGGACCUGAGCUCUAACAUCAUCAGUGAGCUCGAUUGCCUAGACUUCAAGAAUUUGACAAGACUAACAGAGGUGAAUUUGAACCACAAUCGCAUUUCCAGUCUUCAGGGAUGUGUUUUUGAAAAUCUGAAUGAUUUGAAAGUUCUGAACAUGGGACAAAAUGCAAUUUUUACUAUUCAAAAUGCCUUCAAAAUCAGUUUACGGAGACUAGAGUCUCUGAAUUUGCACAGUAGCGUUCUGGUAAAGCUGAAGCAAGGGGACUUCAGGAAUCUAUCUUCCCUCUGUUUUUUAGAUUUAGAAGCAGAUACAGCUAUUGCAAUGGAUUAUGGGAUUUUUGACGGACUUGAUCACCUCCAAAAUCUUAGUCUGUCGGUAGGUAGUUACCAAAAAGACUUUUUCAGAGGACUGUCUCAUUUAGAAUAUCUGACCCUUCAUCUCACAUUUGCCUGGAUUCUGCAGAGUUCUGAACUAAACAAUGAGCCACCUUUCUCAAAUUUACCCAACCUGAAGAAGCUUGUACUCAAAGUAUACGACAAAUUUACGACUCACAUUUCACCCAGUCUGCUCAGUGGUCUGAAGUCUUUAGAAUAUCUAAUGACUGAGAAAUUCUUUGUGAGGUCUGUGCACCCAGACACAUUUAAAUACACUCCACAGCUGAAAGGUCUUCAGAUAAUCCACAGUGAUCUGUUGUAUUUAACCCCUGAACUGUUCUGGCCGAUCCCAAACCUGAAGGCACUGGACCUCUCCGACAACGAGCUCAGGUCUUUGGACUUCCUGGCUCAGGAGAACCUGCUGGCACUCAGCUGGUUGAAACUCAGCAACAACAAACUGUCGAUCAUCAAUGAGACGCUCCUUCACUCCCUACCUGCCCUGACGUACCUGGACCUGACUGGUAACCCAUUAACAUGCGAGUGCUCUAAUUCUGGAUUUAACCUGUGGGUUCUGAGCAGUAACCAAACACAGGUCGUCAAUGGACACCAGUAUACUUGUGCUUUUCCAGUGAGCCAACAGGGAACAAGGUUCCUGGAGUUUGACGUCCACUCCUGCUGGAUAGAUGCAAGUUUCCUCUGCUUCAUUUGCUGCUUUAGCCUGAUUGUGUUCACUCUCCUCACAUCCUUCACCUAUCACUUUCUGAGGUGGCACCUCACCUACGCCUACUACCUCUUCCUGGCCUUCCUCUACGACAACAAGUGGAGGAAGAAGGUUGCUAAUCAGCGCUACGAUGCUUUCGUCUCCUACAACGUCAAUGACGAGGCCUGGGUCUGCAGGGAGCUGCUUCCUGUACUGGAGGGUCAGCAGGGAUGGAAACUCUGUCUGCAUCAUCGAGACUUUGAACCAGGUAAACCCAUCGUAGAAAACAUCACUGAGGCCAUCUACAGCAGCAGGAAGACCAUCUGUGUGAUCAGCCGGAGCUACCUGCAGAGCGAGUGGUGCUCCAGAGAGAUCCAGAUGGCCAGCUUCCGCCUGUUCGACGAGCACAAGGACGUGCUGGUCAUGCUGUUCCUGGAGGAAAUCCCGGCCCGGCAGUUGGCUCCGUACCACCAGAUCAGGAGUCUGGUGAAGAGGUGCACCUACCUGAGCUGGCCGAGGGCCGCUCAGCACACCGGAGUCUUCUGGCAGAAAGUGCAGCGAUCUCUGGAGGGGAAUGAAGCUCUGGACAGCAUGUAGAGCUCCUUCAGAGAGGGAGACACAAACAAAGAGUGAAUGUACACCACGGUUUAAAAGUUUGGGGUCAGCACCAUCAGCGAACACAAUGUAGCAUUAGAACACAGGAGUGAUGGUUGCUGGAAAUGUUCCUCUGUACCCCUAUGGAGACACUCCUAUAAACAUGUCCAGCUAGAAAAGUCAUUCAUCACUUUCACAAUGUCUACACUGGAUUUAUCAUUCAUUUAAUGUUACCUUCAUUGAAAUAAAACUGCUUUUCUUUAAAAAAUAAGGACAUUUCUAAGUGACCCCAAACUGUUGAAUGGUAAUUUAAGUCCAAAUUCCAAAUGUGUGACUUCAAAACGGUCAACAAACCAAACUCCACCUUUUAGAUUCAGUGUGUGGAUUCAACUGACGCGAAAGAAUCCUGAACAGGGGUUUGUCAAGUUGGUGACUCGGUAAAGUUCCGUUAUCUGGAGAUCAUUAUUUCAUUAUCUCCAGAUAUUUGCAGCCUGUUCUAUUUACUUAUUGUUCUGUUUAAAUCAACACAAUCAAUGCAAGUGUGCUGCAGUAGUUCAUAUCAUUCUGAUAAUAAAAGCAGGCAAUUAAGCCAAAUUAGG
Molecule: messenger RNA, 3622 nt
Organism: Acanthochromis polyacanthus (spiny chromis)
Lineage: Eukaryota; Metazoa; Chordata; Actinopteri; Pomacentridae
Product: toll-like receptor 13
Exons: 4
Coding region: 222-3026 (934 amino acids)
Biological process (GO): toll-like receptor signaling pathway; inflammatory response; immune response
Cellular component (GO): membrane
Molecular function (GO): protein binding; transmembrane signaling receptor activity
Source: RefSeq, a predicted model, not a curated record